AUGUCUACGGAAGCACACCCGCCAAAUUUCCCAUUCGCCCGCGCGGCAGGCGCUGAACCACCGGCUGAAUUUGCCAAACUCCGUGCCUCAAACCCUGUCUCUCGGGUUGAGCUUUGGGAUGGCAGUCAUCCAUGGCUGGUGACAAAGCAUAAUGAUGCCUGCAGUGUACUGACCGAUACGCGACUGUCAAAGCAACGCCAACGCGAGGGCUUCCCUGAGAUGAGUGCUGGUGGUAAGGCAGCAGCGAAAAACAGACCUACCUUUGUCGACAUGGACCCUCCUUAUCAUAUGCGGCAGAGAAAUAUGGUUGCUCAAGCUUUCACCAAGGAGCAUAUCGAGAGCAAGCGGCCCGAGAUCCAGGCGACUGUCAACCGUUACCUCGACGAAAUGAUCAAGGGCGGAUGUAAGGAGCCCGUGGAUCUCGUCGAAAAGUUUGCACUGCCGGUACCCUCAGAGAGCAUCUAUAGCAUUCUGGGAGUGCCUUUGGAGGAUGUCGAAUAUCUCAAUAGUAUGAACGCUGUCCGAACGAAUGGAAGCUCGACAGCCGCAGCUGCCGCCAAUGCGAAUAAGUAA
Molecule: messenger RNA, 573 nt
Organism: Recurvomyces mirabilis
Lineage: Eukaryota; Fungi; Ascomycota; Dothideomycetes; Mycosphaerellales; Teratosphaeriaceae
Exons: 5
Coding region: 1-573 (190 amino acids)
Molecular function (GO): oxidoreductase activity, acting on paired donors, with incorporation or reduction of molecular oxygen; monooxygenase activity; heme binding
Source: RefSeq, a predicted model, not a curated record